AUGGCAAUCCACAUGGAGAUGACUCCCAUAAGAGGUUCAUCAUGGAAUGUACAAGACCAAGACCAAGACCAACCACAAGAGCAAGAACAACAACAGCAACAACAACCCACCAACAAAAUUCCAAGGCAACGCAACCGACGAUUGUCAUUAAGUGAGGCCACGUGUGACAUGGCUUGGGAGAGACAACGACGCCAGAGUCUCCGUGAUGGGCGUAAGAAGAACGGAAACAACAUGCACAUAAAUCAUAGUUCGAAUUGUUUGACGGACGAGGAUAUGAAGGAACUUAAAGGGUGCAUUGAGUUGGGAUUCGGGUUUAAUGAGGAAAAGUUGGCGGAGAAUGGACCUAAACAUAGGCUGCGUCACACGCUUCCCGCGUUGGACCUCUAUUUUGCAGUUAAUAGACAGAGUUUCUCUAGAAGCCCAAUAAUGUCUCCUACGGAAAAUAGGGAAAACAACUUGGUCGAAGGAUGUGGUGAUGAUGAUCAAUGGAAACUUUGCAAUGCAGGUGAUAGUCCUCAAGAAGUGAAGACAAAGCUAAGGCAUUGGGCUCAAGCCGUUGCUUGUUCUGUGAGGCAGACGUCUUGUUAA
Messenger RNA from Impatiens glandulifera, 588 nucleotides. RefSeq lists its product as uncharacterized. The transcript has 2 exons. The coding region runs from base 1 to 588 and encodes 195 amino acids. The record is from RefSeq and is a predicted model, not a curated record. Lineage: Eukaryota; Viridiplantae; Streptophyta; Magnoliopsida; Ericales; Balsaminaceae.